UGGGUGUACCUUCCGAUUAUUAGUCGUUCUAAUUUCGUUACUUUGUUUCGCUUUAUUUUAUUCAAUAAAGCAGAACGUAAUAAUUGUAUAAACACCAAGAUACAGGUUUUUCCAAAAGUAUUUCGGUAUGCUAUAAAGGAUUGCAUUUACACCUAUGGGAGGGACAUCUACUAAAAUAGCAUUCGAGGUGUGUGUUGUCAGCGGUGAUUACAGUGGUGAUGAACUUGGUCCUGGAGUCAAUAUGGUUAUGUUUGACCACUGUGGGAAUCAGUCACCGACAAUUACACUGGAUAAUAUUUUUCAAAAUGACAUCGACUAUACACAAGCAAAGUUUACAAUAGAUUUACAGUCUUGGAGUCGUUUAAAAGUGUUCAAACGAUUGCAUCAUAUUGAAUUUUGGUGUACAACUCAGUCGUUUCCUCCGCCUGCUUGGUUUCUGGAUAGAGUGAUUAUCCGGGAUAGAAGGUUUGGUAUGACUGCUGAAUGGAAGUAUUUCUUCUUUCCUGUUCAUCAAUGGAUCAGUCCUGAUCAUCAAUAUGUUGUACACGACUGUGAAGCUUGGAUUCCUCAGUAUGAACCAUUUAUGGAGUUGAGAGAAGAGGAAGUUAGUAGGCGUAUGCAAUUCUUCACCUUCUUUCAACGUGCUAAAGGUCUACCUGUUGAGUUACAAGAGAUCCCGUCUUCAGAGUUAUUCUCAUCGGAUACUAGGUGGGAUAUUGAACCUUUGGUUCUUGAAGUCAUUGAGCGUACUGGUCUGGCUGAAGAAUAUACGAGUGAACAACCGUGGAGUUCUCUUGAUACGCUUGGGAAUUUCUAUAAGAAAUAUAAUAUCACUGAACCUGUGAGUUUACAGUUUUGGAUGAUGAAUGAUAUCUGCUUUGGUGCACAACGUAUUCGUGGAUGUAAUCCUUACACUAUUCAAUUAUGCCGUACAUUACCAAAAAGUUUCCAGCUAGCCGCAAACUGGUUGAAGCCUCAUCUGGAAGGUUGGACACUGCGUCAAAUGGUGUCGGCUAAUCGUUUGUACAUACUUGAUUUUCACAUAAUGGAAGGGCUGAGUUGUAAACGUGGUCGAGAAUUGUGUGCACCUUUGGCUAUUUUCUUUUAUACAGAGAAAAGACAAUUGAAACCGAUUGCAAUUCAGUUGGAUCGUAAUUCGAAUGAUACCAGUGCGAUUAUCCUUCCAACUGAUCCAGCUUCAAUUUGGUUACAAGCAAAAUUAUGGGUGAAUCUGGCCGAUGCAUGUCAUCAUAUGAUUGUUGGCCGUUUGCUAACUCAUUUAAUAUUGGAGUCAGUUUAUGUUUCACUACGACGUAAUAUGUCACAAUCACAUCCAAUUUACCAUUUAGUUGCACCACAUUUUCGUAGUAUAUUGCCGGUAACAAGGAAAUUAAAAGAAUGGACCUUUGAAAAUGGUUGGAUAUCGCGUAACAUACAGCUAUCACGCAAAGGUAUUAAACAGUUAUUAAGACGAGCAUUUAAGAAAUGGCGUUUCGAUGUUAAUGCAAAUAUCUAUCGUGAAUUGGAGUCUAGAGGGGUGUACGAUCCCAAUGGCCUAGGCAAUUAUCCAUAUCGUGAAGACGCCUUACUAAUAUAUCAUACAUUGGAACAGUUUGUAUCUAGUUAUGUUCGCCUAUUUUAUCCUGAAGGGGCUGAACAAAUAAUACACGACAAUGAAUUACAAUCUUGGAGACAUGAAAUCGCCUGUCCAAUGGAGGAAGGUGGUUUGGGUUUAGUUGGAGUUCCUGGUAGUUCAGUUAAACUUCGUUCAAAUUCAAGAGUAGGUUAUCAUCAUUCAAAUGAUAAUAAUAAUAAUACAGAAGAAGUAUUCGGCUUAACUAGUGUUGAUGAAGUCGUGAGAUUUUUAAUGGGUAUUCUAUACCUUGAUAUCAUCGUCGCUGGUUCAGCGCUUCGAUUGCCAAUGUUUGAUGAGUAUGGAUUCCCGGCACAAUAUCCUCUCAGUUUAUUUGGUCCACCUCCAUUGGAUAGAAAUACAUUUUCCGAUGGUUCACUUUCUAAUCCACAAGGCAGUGUAUUCAGCUUUUCAAGUGUACAAGGCUUAGAACAUGUUCUAGCUGCAUUGCCUAAUCGUCAAAUGACAGUAGAAACUGUCCUAUACACUAGACUGGGGAGUCGUGUUCAACAAUCAGUACUGGGACAAUUUGAAUCAGAUUUUAUAUUUCAAAAGAAGGCAGUUAUUCUAUUAGAACAAUUUCGUCAUCAACUCACUGAAAUGGCUAAACAAAUUGAUUUGAACAAUAGUGCACGUGAUAUGCAUCAUCAGUAUCGUGCUCUAGAUCCUUCAUUGAUGCCAAACUAUCCUGGAAUCUAAACGGAUCUACAAGUUCAUGUGUGGGCGUGUGCGUGGGCGUGUAGAACAAUGACAAUCUGCUGUUAGUAUUUUAAGUGCUUCUCUUCUCUCUCUCUCCUACCAUCGAAGUAUUACCCCAUAGAAUUGGGCGGAUAAACGCAGUAAACAACACAUAUCAUAGAUAUACAUAUAUAUGUUGUGAAUAAUUUUUCUUAGCGGUUUUUUCAACUUUUUUAAAAAUUAUUUUCUUUUUCCUAAUUACAAGCUACUUUGUAACAUACAUAUCGUCAUAUUAUUAUUAUUAUUUAGUGUGUGAUCGGGUUUCUUUUUGGAUCUUUUUGUGGUUCGUUCUAGACAAUCUUUACCUUUUUUUGCUUUAUUGAUUUAUUUUGAACCUAUCGUUAGUAUUAUUAUUAAUAUUAUUAAUAUUGUUGUACAUACAUAUACUCUCUGUUUCUCUCUCUUUCCCCUCUGUGUCAUGGAUUGAGUACCGAUGAUUAUAGUAUGAUGCGACUGUUUAACAUACUGAUAAACAGGAUAAUUGGCUGUGUUUCGUUGUCACGUAACAGAGAAUACCUUCCACUUUGUUGAGACUUGUGUGCUAGGCGGGGUAUGGGGUGUUAGAUGGGUGAAUGAAUGCAGUAUUGUGCUCAAUUUUAUCAAUUUAUCCAUUGUGUUUGCCACCCUCCACCCCGCGAUCACCUUGUGGGCGGCAUCCAAUCUGAUAUUUGAAACUAAUGAAAACUGCUGUUGUUGUUUUAUUACCUUUCUUGUGACAUUGAAUUCUUUUUUAAUGAAUACCAUUACGACUGCUACUACUACUACUACUACUCUGUGAUUGAUUUUUCUUGGUCUACUCACAGUAUAUAUCUUUGCACUCGCUGGCUUUUCUUCUCUCUC
Molecule: messenger RNA, 3211 nt
Organism: Trichobilharzia szidati
Lineage: Eukaryota; Metazoa; Platyhelminthes; Trematoda; Strigeidida; Schistosomatidae
Source: the annotation of a GenBank genome assembly